Molecule: messenger RNA, 1648 nt
Organism: Onychostoma macrolepis
Lineage: Eukaryota; Metazoa; Chordata; Actinopteri; Cypriniformes; Cyprinidae
Product: CMRF35-like molecule 6
Exons: 6
Coding region: 133-909 (258 amino acids)
Cellular component (GO): cell surface
Molecular function (GO): signaling receptor activity
Source: RefSeq, a predicted model, not a curated record
CAGCAGCUCAAGAUGAGAGAUUCUCUCUGAAUGACAACAAAUCAGCUCAGAUCUUCACCGUCACCAUCACUGAUCUGAGAACAGAGGAUCGAGGCCAAUACUGGUGUGGAGUAAAGACAGGAGUUGGAAAUUAUGAUUAUAACAGAGAUUUACCUGGAAAUUAAACAUGGAAGCAGCACGUCUCUCUGUGAGAAAUCAGCUAUCAAAGUUUCAUCAGAGAACAACAGAAAUGGACGAUUCUCUCUGAGAGAUGAUGCAUCUGCAGGAGUUUUCACUGUGAACAUCACUGAUCUGACAGAAGAGGAUUCUGGGAUAUACUGGUGUGGAGCUGUACAGAGAAGACAACAGCACAAGAACAAGUGGAUUUCAGUCAUUGAUCUGAACAUUUCUGCCCCCGCAUCAGAGAGGAUGCCACCUAAACCAACAACAUCAUCAUAUUACACCAGCAAACCAGCAGCAACAAAUACUGCAUCCAACAGACCCAUCACAUCUUCAUCAUCAGUGAUAAUGUUUUUCUCAAAGACUGCGGAUGCAGCGUCGCCGAAACCACAACCUGGUUUCACAUCAAUCAUUAUGCUGUCAGUUAUGGGGAUAUUGAUGGUGUUUGGAUUCCUAGUGUUUAUUUUCUUCAGAUGCACACAAAAGAAAGAAGCAGUGCGGCUGAGAGGUGACGUUCAUGUCUUGGCUGAAAAUCUGUCCACUAAAGAAGCCACUCAUACUGUCUGUCAUUAUGAAGAGAUCAUUUGCACAGAUGACCAUUCUGGCUACAGUUUGGCCCUUCCUGUAUUUGAUGAACGUGACUCCUAUAAUACUCUCACCUAUUCCACCAUCACAUUUCAAAAUACAAACUAUUCAGACAGGACUUCAGACGGGCCAGAAACAAGCGACUCUGCAACUCUUAGUCCAUAAAAGACUGUGACGAUUCAUGGACACCAGGUUGAUUAACAGUUAUACUGUUUGGUUACAGAUCUGAAUCUGAUGGACUUUUGUUUAUUCCAUGUCAACGAGCCUUCGAGUCUUGUAAAACAAUAAACCAAACCAAGUACAUUGUGAAGAAUUCAAAAAGUGGAGAAAGCAAACGUUUCCUAAACAUAUUUGUCAAGUUGUUUAUAAAUCUGUCUGUCCACUUAAAAUAAAGUGGUACUAUUAUUUUGUCUGGUUAAAUAAAAUAUAGGAAUAUGGAAUAAUAUUGCUAUGUUCACACUGUGAGUUUUUGAGAUUGUCAACCACAUUUACUUACUGGUUUGAGUCUAAAAAUGUCCUGGACAUGCAAUAGCCUCUCUAAUGAACGAGUAACCAAAUUCAAACCCUUAUCAUCUGUAACCAUGACGACAGUGGCUAAAGUAAUAUAAAAGAUGGUGACGUAAAUAAAGCUGUAAAGUCUUAUCAUAUCUACCACAACAAAAGUCCAGCUGAGGCACAAGUUCAUCCACCAGACCGUUUUUAAACUUGAGUUAAAAAGAAUUUGAGUCGCCUGCAGACCAAAAAAAAUGGCGAGAACAGCUCCAGCGGAAGGCUUUAGCUGCAUUCCAUUUACCUCAGAAGUCGGAUCUGAUAAUGACUUCACACCCAAGUGGACUAUGUUCUUCUAGUGAAGUCAGAAAUCCAAGAUGGACGUGUCCAUUGUUAGCAAUGCCAGUCGAUUGAA